Molecule: messenger RNA, 753 nt
Organism: Knipowitschia caucasica
Lineage: Eukaryota; Metazoa; Chordata; Actinopteri; Gobiiformes; Gobiidae
Source: the annotation of a GenBank genome assembly
AUGUGGAGGUGGUUUCUGCAGCAGAUGGAGAUGAAUUUAAUGCUUUUCUUUUUACUGCCCACAAACAUCACAAACAUCACAGAUUUAUCCGUGUUUUAUGAAUGUGACCAGGAGGGUGUGGGUGGUGUGAGAGAAACCUCAGCAGGAGGGUGUGGGUGGUGUGAGAGAAACCUCAGCAGGAGGGUGUGGGUGGUGUGUGAGAAACCUCAGCAGGAGGGUGUGGGUGGUGUGUCAGAAACCUCAGCAGGAGGGGUGUGGGUGGUGUGUGAGAAACCUGAGCAGGAGGGUGUGGGUGGUGUGAGAGAAACCUCAGCAGGAGGAAACCUCAGCAGGAGGGUGUGGGUGGUGUGUGAGAAACCUGAGCAGGAGGGUGUGGGUGGUGUGAGAGAAACCUCAGCAGGAGGGUGUGGGUGGUGUGUGAGAAACCUCAGCAGGAGGGUGUGGGUGGUGUGUCAGAAACCUCAGCAGGAGGGUGUGGGUGGUGUGUCAGAAACCUCAGCAGGAGGGUGUGGGUGGUGUGAGAGAAACCUGAGCAGGAGGGUGUGGGUGGAGCAGGACACAGCGGCUGCAGAGAGGAGCAGCGUGACUGAACCGCGUGUGCAACAAGUCAGGGUCACAGAGAGCAGAGAAAUGCCGCCUCCCGCAGACAUCGUGAAGGUGGCGAUCGAGUGGCCCGGUGCCAACGCUCAGCUCAUCGAGAUGGAUCAGAAGAGAGCUCUGAAUUCAAUAAUACGGGAGGUGUGUGACGGGUAA